Molecule: messenger RNA, 13615 nt
Organism: Spodoptera frugiperda (fall armyworm)
Lineage: Eukaryota; Metazoa; Arthropoda; Insecta; Lepidoptera; Noctuidae
Exons: 23
Coding region: 230-11857 (3875 amino acids)
Cellular component (GO): nucleus
Molecular function (GO): ATP binding; DNA binding; ATP-dependent chromatin remodeler activity
Source: RefSeq, a predicted model, not a curated record
CCUGUUUUUCUGCUCAGGGGUUGGCUCAAUGACUGUUUGAUAAAAAUAUGGUUGGAAAUAAUUACUUAGCAACACUGAGUUUUAGCUAACAACAAGAAAAUCUCAAUAUUUCUUGUAUUUAUCAAAAAAUGAAAAAUAAUUGUGAUCGUAGGCCGGAAUUUCUUAAUUUGUGGUGUUAUUAAUAAGAUGUAAUGGUUUGACUUUGUUGAAUCCGGAACAUUUCAACAAUAUGUCUGAAGACUCGAAUUCCAUUUCGAACAACCUCUGUAUAGCAGAGGAUGCAUUUGAACAAUUUCAAGCAGUUUCAAUGUAUCAGGAAAAAGAAAUCAUUACACUACCCAUUCAAGCAUCAGUGCAACUUAAGGAACCGGAUCCCGGCGAAAAAUUGACCCGUUGUGCCACUGAGACUGUUGUAAGUACGGAAAAAGAAGUAAACAGUACAGUCAACAACACUAAAAAGGUAGAAUCUUCACGAUGCCAAGAGACUUUAGGUGUUUCUUCUUCGGAAAACUCUGAAAACAUCAACGAUUUUGAUGUAAGUAAAAACAACCUCAAUAGUAAGCUUAAGCCACAAUCGGCCACUAAAAGAGGUAGGAAAAAGAAGGUAAACAAUAUCAACACAGGCACUAGUAAUGUAAUUAUUCUUGGUACAAGAGAAAGUUGUGAUAAACAAUUAAAACCUGAAGAAGAAACAUCUGUGGCCAGUAGUACUCCACCUCCAAAAAGAGGAAGGAAGUCCAUAUCAAAUACCCCUGAUGGUAAUAAACCUUCCGGAAUGGAUCAGGAUAGUUCAGUUAUUUCUAGCCCACCAUUAAGUUCUGACCUUGAUAACUCGGACUUACUUUCUAUUGUGGUUAGGAGAAAGCGAGGUCGGCCAAGAAAAGCAUCUAUUACGAAUGAGACCAUCCCUAAGCCACCUCCUAGUGAUAAAAUUAGCGAUACAAUACUACCUCGGAGGAGAGGUAGACCAAAAAAACAGAAAAAUGAUAAUAGCCUUUCCAGCCCCACAAAUGACAAGAACAAUUUAUUAGGAGAUGCAACAAACAUAGAUUUAAAUAGUUCGGAAUCUACGGAUGGUUUAAAAAAAGGACAAGAACAAACUGAUAUUGUAAUCAAAACUGCAGAAUGUAAUAUAAAUAUUGAGAGUGACUCUACUAAUGACGAUGACAUCUGUUUAAGUAAAUUAAAAACAAAUAAGAAACCAAUUCCUAAUGAUCAUUUAAGUGAAAAUGGUGAAAUAUGUAAAAAUGAAAAUAAUUCUGGAAAUACUGAUCUAUCCAAGCUGUGCGGUAAAACAGAAAAUGGAUCUUCUUUAACAAAGAUUGAACCUAGUAAAGAUAUCAUUAUUGUCAAGAAGUCAGAUUCAGUUAAAUGUGAUUUACCAAACACUGAAAUUAAUAGCACAGUUAGAGUCUCGCCUACUGAAGAUCUGACUAUUCUUGAUGUAGAAAGCAUCAAUGACAUUGAUGAUACUUUCACAAAACAGAAUAAUAAAAUGCCCAUAAUUACUGACAUUGACAGUAUCAUGGACAAAGAAAUCACAGCUGCUGAAGAACAUCCUGAGAAUUCUGCACUUGUGGUAGAUACUUCUAAAAGACCUGUCCGCAGAAAAGUUCCCAAGUUGCGUUACGAUGAAGGAUCUGAUGAAGAUCCCUUUGCUAAUAUUGAGCUAUCUGAUGAUGAUGAUGAACCACGGAAUAGGAAAGGUAACAGGUAUUACUCUGAUGAUGAAUAUGUACCUGGUAGAAGAGGAAAUAAAGAUAUUGAUUCGACAGAUAGUGAAGCCCAGGCAUUAUUAAAUGAAACGGUGAAAAAGCAAAAGAAGAAAAGGUUACGUAAGAAGUCAGAAAGCCGAUCUCCAAGAAAGAAAGGAAAGCAGCAAAGCAGCAGCUCCAAACAAAUUAAUCAGGAUGCAGAAAGUGAUAUAGAAAUAUGUGUACCAGCUACUACUUCACAGUCAAGUGACGUUGAGAUAUGUUUGCCAAAUGCAGCGGGUGAGAUCAAUGAUGAAGCGCAAUCACAACCAACAACUAAUUCAAAAACUUGGGGAUGUAGUAAUGAGUUUGAAAAUUUCAUUGCUAAAAAAAUACAGGGUACUAAUUUACAAAUAAAAAAAGUUUCUGCCACAGAUUCUGGUGAGAACAAGACUCUUGAAAUACCUGUAAUCGAUCCCGAUGCCAAGAAAAGUGUAGAUAUGUGGUCACAAACUAAUAAAAUAGACACUGCAUCUACUUUUGUGCAAACCAAAUCACCGUUUGAAAGCAAGAUGAAGAUAAAUGUUAAUUUAACAUCUGAGCAAUCCCAAAGUGCAUGUUCAUUCCUCAAUGGUAUUGUGAAAAUGACUUCGGAGUUAGGAACAUUAAUGAUAGAGAAAUCUGAAGAUUUCAUGAAAAAGAAAAUUAAUACAACCCAUGUUACCGACACCAUGAAAAUGGAUUAUUGUGUACGGAAAUCAUUCUUAUUAUUUAAAUUAGCUAAACAUAAUCUUGAAAAGAUGGAGGAAGAUUUAGAAAGUCAAUAUGAACAAUUUUUAGAGGCGCAUAAUUUAACAGCAUGUAGAGAAGUAGAAAAAGAAAUAGCACCAUCAUCAAAAAAAGAUAAUAGUGAUAGUGAUUGUGAAAUUGUGGACGAACCGGUUGUGUCGACUCCUGUAAAUAAAUCUAAAGAAAAACCUAAAUUCAAUCCAAAAACAGUGUUUCUCAACAAAGAACUUUCAAUUAAAAUUGCUAAAAAACCAACUGAAAAUAAAACUCUUGAUAUCAAGGGGCGCCAUACAGUUUGGAUAAACGACACAGUGAUGGUAAAAAAAGUAAAGCCUACGCAGUCUUUUUUAGCCCAGGACAGCCGAAAUAAAAAACCUCCUGAUAAUAAAAUCACCACAAAAAUGGUAAGUGAUUUUUUCACGAAUUAUUAUCGCCGUCAGAAAGCUAUUUCUAUUUGUGCCCCUUUUUUGACCACAAACUGGUUGAAUGUGACCCAAGAAUGUGUGUGUAAUUAUUUUGUUGUAAAACAAGAUCAAUUUAAUAAUAACGACUAUACUGCAAAUGUUGGAAUUAACACAGAAAAUAAUGCCAGUACUUCAGAAAUAAUUAAUGAUAUUAAGCAGAUACCUAACAGUGCUAAAGUAACAUGCCCCGAGACGCUUCUUCAAUUGUGUAUUCGGAUUGCAAACAAUAAGAUAAAUGAUAAAAGAGCUGUUAUAGAAACUAGUCAACACAUGCAAAAUGAAAUUACAGAUGGGAAAAACCAACCAGAAACAUUAUUCCGACUGUGCCUGAGGGUCCUGACUCAUAGAGCGGUUUACAUCAAGGAAAGAAGUGCGACACACUCAAAAAUCAUAAACCCGUGUACCACAUCAUCUGUACCAUGUCUUAAAACUCUCUGCUACGAGAAAGUGGUGGCACUGCUGCAUUACUCAGCUAGAAGGAAACCUGAGGAACAUAGAAAACAAGAGGAAACAAGGUGCAGUACAGAGAAAACCAAUAAAUUAAUUCCUACCUCUCUAUCAGAAAAUUUACUCUCAUCAAAUAAUAUAAAUAUGGAAAUGCAGUCCCUUAUAUCUAAUUGUGUUGAGAUGCACAGCCCAGAGACUCUUUUGCAAUUGUGUAUUCAGAUUGUAAACAAUGAUAAAAAACCUAAAUGUUUACCCUUUAAAGAAAUUAGUGAACAUAUUCAAAAUACACUUACAUAUGUGGAACACCAACCAGAAACAUUAUUUCGUCUGUGCCUGGAUGUACUGACGACUCAACUUGACAUUAAGGAAAAUAUUGAUCCGGAAUCAAUAUUUCAAGAAUCUCAGAAUAUUAUUAGUGUCUACAAUCCCAAAUCUCUAAAAUUAUAUGCUUACAAAUAUGUGAAACAAUUAAUUUUUGGAGAUAUAAAUGAUUGCUCUUUUGAAACUAAUCAUUUUAACUUAAACCAACCUGACAAUGAAACAAUGAUUGAAGGUUUAACAAUAAAUAGUGUGAAUACACUAUCGGAGGAGGCUUUCUUAAGUCUUGAACAGGCUCAGGCAGAUGACAUUGCACAGGAAUAUUUAGAAGAGUUUGAUGAAAAUCAUUAUGAUGACGGUGACAACUACUCGGAAGCCAUGCCCGAAGAAAAUGAAUCUGAACCGAAUUGGGUGUCUCAGGUGCAGAUGCAAGAACUCAGAUCUUGUACUGUUAAUUGUGAUGAAAAUCAAGAAGAAUUUUCGCCACUUGUUGCCCAAAUCAAAAUUGAACCUAUUGAUGACGAUUUGCCUGACAAUGUUCACUCAUUAACUCAAGUGAAAGUUGAGCCUAUUCAUGCACCUGAUGAAAUGACAAUGAUACCUGAUGUAAAAAUAGAAAGUCUAGAAGACUUGUGUCCUGACCCCAUACAAAAAGACAGCAGUAAGAGUUAUGACGUAGAUACAUUUGAAACAUUCGUUUCUUCUAGCAAAAUUAUAGCUGGGUUACGUGAUGAUAUUUUCAGUCAAAGUGCUUUAAGAGUACACAGACGACAUGAACCUGAUUAUGAAGAAGAUGACACGAGUAUGAGUCUACUUGUACCACAGACAUAUGAACCAUUAAGUAUAGAAACUGCUAAAGGAAGUUUAAUGCAAAGUAGCUCUGACGAAGAUGGUACUAAGAAUAAAAAGGUUGCUGGAAAGAAGAAAGUUGACAAAAAAAGUAAGGGUAAACCGAAGAAACCUGAAGCGAAAGCAAAUAAAGAAAUACCAACAGUUCCAACAAAAGAUAAACCAAGUAGUAAUGAAGUUGCUAAUUUAACCAAAAGAUUGAGAGACAAAAUAAGACAAGAAGAGAAAAAAGAUGACUCAACAGACUCCGAACCCGAAAAUAUACCUGUACGGUCAAGAAAUAAGAAAGAACAGGAAAAGACCAAACAAUCUCAGGCCAGUAAAGAUGAUGAGAUACAAUGCAACAAUGUGGAUUCAACCGAUCAAGUUGAUGAGAAUGCCUCCAGCUUUAUUGGUUUUUCAGCUAUCGACCAGAACGAGAUAUCCACAUACCACAAAUAUAUGAAAUUUGUAUAUGACAAAAUUUUACCAGAAAAGGAAUCUGACAAAGCUAAAACUAAUAAGGUGAAUGAGAAUGAUGAGGAACCUGGUACUAAGAAUGACACACCAUUGAUUGCUAAUGAGCCCAUAGAACUUUUGGAGUGUGAGCCAUUGAUGCCUGUGUUAGAUGAACCACUAAGUAAUAGAAGACAUUCAAGAAAGAACCUGAAAAAAGAUGUAUUACAAAAAGAACAAGCCAAAGUUGAAGAAACAUCCAAGGAAGAAAUCGCAAAACAAGAAGAAAUGCCUAAAUUCAUAGAUCGACAUGGUUGGCACUGCUAUCCGGUGAAUGGGAAUGAUAAAAAACUAUACCUGAGUUCUUCUAUAAGUCUAGAAAAAUUGCCAGAGUCAUUUGUACAGACAUAUUUUGAGUAUCAAGGCAUAACAAGCAAAAGUACUGAAGAUGAAGAAAUAAACAGGUUGACCAACCUAAAUUCUUUGAAUAGAAGUGGUCAAAGCCAGAACCUUGGUAAAAAUAAAUUGAAACCGAAGCAAAAGGAAUUGAAGACUGAACACGCAUCUGAAGCUGGUAGCAGAUCGGAGAGUCCAACUUAUUCAGACCAUCAUGAGUUGGAACCUUCUGAUGAUGAAGGUGCUAGCAUUGAAGAUGAAACUGCACCACCUGUUGCUACAAGAAACACAGAGAAUACUCUAGCAAAGAACCUAUUAAUGAAUGACAAUGAAAGUGACUCGGAUGACGUCACUGGUAAAGUAAAGCAGGAGCCAGUAGAAGAAGGUUAUGAAACUAGGCACAGAAGCAAGAGGAAAAUAGAGAGUACUGUGGACAAAGAGGAUUUAAUGCUCACAGCUGAUAAGAUGAUGAAUAAAGAACUAACGCUGCUACACGCCCCCGUCGUCGUCAAUGAUGUCCACAGUACACCCAUUGAAGGCCCUGUGACGAGGAACAAACAGAAAACCGCUAUGAAAUCUCAACCCGGUAGCAGCACUAAAAUGAAAACUGAAGAGGAUUCGUCGUCGGAAGAGGAGAAGCAAUGGGUCACGACGAAGGAGAAACUUCUCAAAAGAAUGGGCAAGAAGGACCAAGCCAGCCUGGACGAUGCUAAGCGAGCGAAGUUGGUGAGCGAAUUCAUUGAGCGACGCAGCGACCGCGCGAAUACACGAUUGCGAAAGAGCGGCCGACCGCGACGCUCUGCAAAGAAGUUCUUGGAAAGAGAGAAGCAACUUGGAAUACUAUCGAGGGAGUUAUUUGGAGAAUCAACAGAUGCAUCUAUGUCGAAACGAUCUCAAGCAAGUGUGUUCAAGGGACGUCGUAAUAUUAGAAAGGUGAUUGACAAGAAAUCUUUAGCCCGUAGUACUGUGGUAGCUAACAUGGAGGAAUUCGAGAGAAAACGAAGACUGAAUGCUAAACAAACCAAAUUGAGGGAGCUGCUGGGUUGUGAGGAGGGCGUGAACGUGCUAGUCAUUAACGACGAGGUGUGUCUGGAGUACGACUUCGAGGAGAACAGGCCCGUCGUCACCGUUCAUCCCUUCUUCACUAAAGUUAUGAAGGCGCAUCAGUACGAAGGAGUAAAGUUCAUGUGGGACGCUUGCUUCGAGAGUUUGUCUGAGAUAGCGGCGGGGAGGCCGGGCGGGGGCUGCAUCCUCGCUCACUGCAUGGGGCUCGGGAAGACUCUGCAAGUCUUGGCUCUAUUGCAUACGGUGUUAACCCACCCUGGAGUGAAAAUGCAACGUGUUCUCGUGUGCUGCCCUCUAUCGACCGUCCUAAACUGGGUCGACGAGAUACACAAAUGGAUUGGACCUGUUACUAAUCAGAUCAAACAACGUAAAAUUAAAAGGAAACUACAGGUAUUUGAGCUAUCAAAGCUAAAGAAAACCUACGAACGAGCGUAUCAACUGGAAGACUGGUACAAUGGUGGCGGCAUAUUCAUCAUAGGGUACGAACUCUUCAGGAGCUUGACAACCCUGGACCCGUUCCUCGAUGACGUACGACCGACCAUCAUAAACAAGAUCCGCACAGCCCUACUGGACCCAGGGCCAGAUAUUAUAGUCUGCGAUGAAGGACAUCUCCUCAAAAAUGAUUGCUCAGUACUUGCCGUGGCCAUGAGCAGAGUCGUCACAAAAAGAAGAAUCAUCCUCACCGGAACACCGAUGCAGAAUAACCUGAGAGAGUAUUACUGCAUGGUCAACUUCGUCAAGCCUAAUUUACUUGGUACUUAUGCUGAGUAUUCUAAUCGGUUCGAAAAUCCAAUAAUGAACGGCCAGCACCGAGAUUCAAGUGACGAAGACAUCAAGUUGAUGAAGGCUCGUACUCAUAUUCUUCACAAAGUAUUAGAAGGCUGCUUGCAAAGGCAGGAGGCUUCAGUAUUGUACCCGUACUUGCCGAAGAAACACGAGUACACAGUGUUUAUAACUCUAACGCAAUGCCAAUGGGACUUGUACAAGCACUACUUGCAAAGUUACGCGAAGCAGUCCAAACAAAGCAUAUUGAAAGACUUCCAUAUACUACAGAAGAUAUGGUCGCAUCCACAAGUGCUUCAUAACUUCCAGACUAAAGCCCGCGAUCGGGCGGAGGCUAAUAAGUUGUUGAAAGCUGAAAAGUUGGAAGACGACCUAGCGACGGAGGACGUGGAGGACAUAAAGCCGAAUGUGUCGGAGGACCUGUGGUGGCUGGACUACCUGGACGGCGGCAGCAUGCUGGAGACGCUCGACAGCUCCAACAAGUUCGUCGUCGUCUUCAGGCUGCUGGACGAGUGUAUAGCGCUUGGUGAUAAAGUGCUGAUAUUCUCCACGUCGCUAUUCUGCCUGGACGGGCUGGAGUACUUCCUGAAGAAGAUGAAGAACUGGUCGCUAGGCAACGAGUACUACAGACUGGACGGCUCCGUACCGGCCGAGGUACGGCAGAAGUGGUGCCGGGAGUUCAACGCCGAUAGUAACACUAAAACUAAAUUGUUCCUGGUAUCGACCCGAGCUGGUUGCCUAGGCCUGAACAUGACGGCCGCCAACCGUGUGAUCAUCAUGGACACCUCUUGGAACCCCGCCCAUGACAUCCAGAGCAUCUUCCGAGUCUACCGCUUCGGGCAGAAGAAGGACUGCUACAUAUACCGGCUGGUCGCUAUGGGUACAAUGGAGCAGAAGAUAUACGAGCGCUCGGUGACGAAGCAGGCCGUCGCCUGCCGCGUCGUCGACGAGCAACAGAUCGACCGACACUACAACAGCGCCGAACUCACUGAGCUGUACUUGUACGACGAGGCGGGCGCGUGCGUGGCGGGCGGGGUGGCGGCGGGCGUGCGCGACGUGGCGCUGCUGCGCGUGGCGCGGGACGCCGUCUGUGCAGCCCGCACGCUGCACGCCGUGCACGCCGUGCACGAGCACGACUCGCUGCUGCGCGGCGAGCACGAGCAGGCGCUGCCCGAGCACGAGCGGAACGCCGUCUGGAUGCAGUUCCAGCAGGAACAACACCACAAACAUUUGGAAGGCGAGGUAGAUAGCAAACCACCAAAGAUAGCGUUAAAACGCAUUACUAACGCGGAGUCACAGAAACCGACGACUGAAGUUAAAACCGAACCAAAAGAUGAGGACUUCGUUCCCAAUGAACCUAAAGCUAAGAAAGGCAAGAAAUCAAGCGUCGCACAUAUAAAGAGCAGUAGUAAUAAUAAGAAAACUCCCCCUAAAUCAGGCACCAGUAAACAACCCGAGGAACCACCACCACCUUCACCACCACCGCCACCCUCUCAACCAUCCACUUCUUCCACCACCCAACCAACCCAAGAGGACAUCGCCGAGGAAAUCCUCGUCGACCAGAUCACAGACAUACUCCUCAAAUACAAUUUCCAAAAUAGAAAACGGAAACAUGUCGACAUUGUGCAUGUAGUAAUGAAAGUCAGAAAGAUUGUACAGAAAGGGUAUUUAGAGGAGAAAGACUGGGAGGAUGAUAUGACGGCCAAUAUAGCGCAGGUGUUGCUGCGGCAGGACACGACGCUGCCCAAGGUGAACGAUAUUGUCUGCGAGUCCAUCAACAACUCCGCAGCGCCCAACGCAGCGCUCGAAGACAACGAGGAGACAGACACAGUGUCCAAAACAAAUACCAACGAACGAACAAAGAGAAGAGCCGCCAUAGCAGCCGAAAAAAGUAUCGAUUCACUAUCAGAAGACGUCAUAAGCUUAGACGAUGAUGAAUGGACCGCUGAUACAGAAUUCAUUCCAGAUUCUCUAGAUAAAAGUUCUAGUAAAAGUAAGAAGAAGUUAAGGCAUUCCCCAAAAGUUGUAAGCAUGGAUGAAGAUACUUUGAGUGCUGAUGAACAGCCAGGAACUCUGUCAGAUACUAUGAUAUCUUCAGUUCAGUCUUUCAAGACAAGUGAUAAACCUAAGCCGCCAGAACCAGAGCCUAAAUUGGUUCCUAAAAAACCCAUUAGCGUUAAGAAGUCGAAGAAGGUAAUUAAAACGUACCGGCCAGCAGAAACCAAACCGCGGUCGGAAGAAACCGAACCGUGGUCGACAGAAACCCAACCGCACCUCGUAGAAAUGAGAUCGCGACCGGUAAAGAUUGCGCCGCGGCCAGAAACUAAACCACGACCGGUUGAAACUAAAUCUCAGCCCCCUAAAAUGCCAGAGAACCACGUUAAAGUUACGGAGCCAAUGGAGAGCAGUAUUACACUGAGUGAUGACGACGACAUCCCGGUGAACACUUCAGCUCCUUCUCAUAAUAUAAAAGAUAGAACACAUACUCCUGAAAAGCCAGACAAAGAUCAAAGUACAGUCGAUCUAGACGAUGAGAUAGUGCCUUUACCGAUGGCGUUGUUGAAGAACCAGAAUUUCAUAAACAUUGUUGCCCACACGUACCUAGUGGGCAACCCUAUGUUGGAUGAAGACGCGGCUACGCUGGCUGCCCAGUACAGUACGCUGAAAGCAUUCAAUGAGGCCGAGCAGACCGGGAAUCCCGUGUGCAGUGGACCUAUUUACGAUAUAGCUGUUAAGGUACUAGGUAAAGAUGUAAUGAAGAAGAUGAACAGCGGUAACCCUACAGCGGCGUCUGCCUCCGCCGACGAUGCUGCGACCAGCUUACAAAUGAAGGACCAGAUGAUUACGACACAGAAGACAUUUGAAGAGACUGCAAAGAAAUCCAAAGCUAAGAGCACAACCCUCAGGGAACAAAUGAUCAAAGACAAGUUGAAUGCGCACAUACACAGCGCGAAACAGAGAGUCGCCACGCCACCGCCUAGCGUCACUCCCUCCUCCAUUGUACCUGUUGGACUUAUCAGAACAACGGCCCGGGAGUCUCGUGUAGAGUGCAUCCUGCCGGACAAUGACGACAUCAUCAUCAGUGACGUACACUCCGCCGCCGCCCCGACACCCACUGUACCAGAGCCCAACGAGAUCACUCACAAGCCCAUUCUCUUAAACACUUUACUAUGCAGACAGGAAACACCUGCGGCCAAAGUAAAUCUCAGAACGACGCCAAUACAAACAGGGAUCCCGACUAAUAUAAUUCUCAAACCUGUCCGCAAUUAUACACAUAAAGUCAAACCGAUCCUCACGGACAGUAGCUCGACUCCAGUGAAGGCUCCACCCCCCGUUAGUGUCCCGGGCGCGCCUGCCCCGGCCCCGGGCGGCACCAUCUGCCUGGACAGCGACGACGAGGACGGGCCGGCGCCGGCGGCCGCGCCCGUGCCCGUGUCGCUCACCAGUGCACUAGCGCCCGGCCUCAAGCUCCCGUUACCGAACCAACUUGGUGUGACAAACCAAGUGCUACAAAACUGUACUGCAGCAACAACACAGAAGCUAGUGCUACGGCAAUUUCCCGCAGGGGACAGUACUCAAGCUAAAUAUGUUCUCAUACCCAGCGAUAAACUUCCCUUGCUUAAACUACCGCCAAAACAACAGACGGUUCCGAUCGCACCCAAGCCGUCACCGCUACAUCCGAAAGUGAAAGAUGACCUUUUUAGAAAGACGAUAACUGAAUCCAUCGUUCAAACCAAUAAAACUUUCAAAACUGGUGACGUACUCAGACUGACGAAAGAUGGAAAAAUUGAACUGAUAACCAAUAAGAAAACAGCGGACCCGCCUCAUUCCACCAAACCGCAAGUUGCAGUUUCUACAAAUACUAAUUCUGGGAUUGUAGACUUAACUGAACUACCGACCGCUAAUGGCGAAGUACUAAAAAAGAAACAAUCGUCUAAAAUAGAAAAAAAUACAGGUGUGAGUAAAGUGGAGGCGCGGAAAGCGCGGCAGAUAAGUGUAGCCAGCAGUAGUAGCAGUACGAGUAGCGCUGGCCGGGCCGCUAGUCCGGACAACCCGCUGUCCAUACUCAAGGAUGUAGUGCAUAUUAAAGCGACAGACUACCAGAGCAGUGACGCCGCGGCGAGACAUACUGCCACGCGACCUGACAAAAGUAAUCAGCGCGUCGGUGAGGCCAGUGCCACGAUAGCGGUGUCCCUGCAAGACGCGGCCAGUAACUCGAAAAGUAUUCUCAAGUUAACCAAAGUACCGAAAGACCAAGUCCCUAAGCACAUAGACCAGGCUGUGGAGAAAGAGAUAAGGAAAAAUGUUUAUGUUAAGAAAGCGACUACAAAUCCGCCUAAACCUAAGGAACAACCGAAACCGAGUAGUUCAACGACAACGACUAGUUCUAGCAAAGUUACGAGGGGCCCAGCUAGUAAAAAAGUUACUUCUAAACUACAAGCUCAAACUGUGGAUCUAACUAACUUGCCAUGGGUUGGAACGACAGUGAAAUCGAAGAACGAUGGUAAAAGGCAACCGACCACAGACACUACGCCUGCUAAAAAGAAAAGACCUGAACCAAUGACGCUAAAGGACUUCGAUUUGGACGACAUAGAUGACAUCAUAGAAUUGGAUUAGCAUUUGCUUAUCAUUGUUUCGGAGUGAUUGGGGUUCAAAUUUAUAUAGUUCUCUGUCUAUUUCGACACAAAGUGAAAAUUCAAAUAGUAUCAUGACUAUAAAAAAUUACAAGUGGUUUGACUUAGUGCGAUCAUAUCGGGUUUUAAAUAAAUUUUUACCAAUUUAAUAUUAUUUGUUAAAAAAGUGUUUUAACGACGGUUUUCAUUGCUCUGGAUACAUUAGAUAUAUGUGAUGAAAAUGAUUAUAUAUUAAAUCAUUUAGGAUUUUGUAAACGUAAAAUCAACACAGUAUUGAAAGUAGUCAUCAUGGCAGCUUGUCAUAAUAAUUUGAUUAUGUCGAUAUUAUAUCUGUACCCUUGAUUGGUUGGUUUAUUCGAGCCGGCCAAUCAGCGACGAACGCGCUCUCGUUUCGAUUACUUUAAACGUAAAGCAAACUCAUACUAAGGGUAUUGAAUAUAAGAAUAAAUUUAGAAAUUCGUUUCAUAAUUUAGUACCAUCAAAAUGUUAUUAUUUACACACAAACAAGAAUAUAAAAGGUAGAGUUUUUUUUUUUUAAUAUUCUGUAACCAAAUGUGAAUGUAAUCUCUGGGCGCUUUAAAUGUCUCUUGAUUUUCUUGCUAAAUUAGUAUUCUUCAGUUGUCUUGUAGUCUAUUACUAAAUAUCACGAAAGAUAUCUGUCUGUGAUUAACAGUUAAUUAACCGGGUUAUACAGUCUUCCGUCAAAAAUAUUGUAAUUAGGUUUCCAAAAUAAUUAAAAUUCAAUAAUAAUCAGUGAUUCUCAACUCUCUGACGUGUUACUUGGUGUCAUCGAAAUAUGACUUCUUCCAUUCUCCUUUAUCGGACGCCAUGGUACCACAUUCGCUUGUGUUGUCAUAGCAAGCGAGAUUGUUUAAGUGUAGUUUCUGUAUCAAAAGUUGAGAAUCACUGAUUAGUUAUUUUGAAUGACAAAAUGCCAAAUAUUUCUAUAGUUUUGUUAAAAAUAUCACAAAUCACAAUCUUUGUAAACCAUCACAAUUUUAGAUUAUUUCCUUGACUAUAAAAAUAACAAUAAAUUAGUUUUCACUUACUGUAAUACCUGUUAUGAAGAAAAAUCUAGCGCGAUUCUACACACCAACCAAUUGGUAUCACACUAAUUUUGAUAUCCAAGCUCACAUAAGCUGAAGAGUUAAUUUCAAAAGUAAAUUUCACUUGAAUUUGGUUCCGAAUUCUGGAAACAAUUAUUACGAAGUUUCGAGUCUCCUUUUGUACCGAUAUAUUAGUGGUAAUUGUUAACAGAACACAGUUUCUGCUUUAGAAACGAGCUCUUUCACUUAUGCGAACUUCGAUAUUGAAUUUCUGCCGUACUCAGUCAUUUAAUGAUUACUUAUACUGUUCCUUAGUAACGUUUUGAUCCGCAAUUGCUAAAUACUGGGUUAAAAAGCCAUUAAAUGACUCUGAGUACGGCGGUUAGUGUGUUAAAGAAUCGCACUGCUUCGUCGAGAUUUCAUAAAUGAUAAUGAAAAACAUAUGAAAAGUGUUAUCUUCUUUUCCUUGGACAUGGACCAACUAUAUUUAUGUAGUAUUACUAGUGAAACAGUGAAGUGCAACAGUCGGAAGUUUCAGAACUAACAAAUUUUAAAGUGAAUGACUUUAUUUCCUACUUCUUGGACAUUAAGAAGUUAAGUACACGUAUGUGGCUAGAUCUGAGGGCUUAAUACGAGUUUCCUUUACGCCUAAAGUAAUCAAAAUGAGAGCGCGUUCGGCGCUCUGAUUGGUUGGU